AUGGAAUCGAGUAACGAUGAUGUCGAUGUGUCAGCUGAAAAUAAUAUUUCUCAGACUUUUUCUCGCGCAAAUUCACUUAAAAAACAGCAUGUUCAUUGGCUUGAUAGAUCAACAACAUCAAAAUCAGAUGAUUUCCAUUCAAUAAACCAUCAAAAAGUCAUACCACGAAAACAAUCAUUCAUCGGAGAAGAUAUUUUUGAUUCUACGGUGCUUACUGAAUCACCAUUAGCUCAUCGUAAUCGUGCUGUUAUAUCGACUUCAUCAUCAGCUCUUUCUCAUUUCAUUCCAACAACGAUUAUUCCAGUUGGUUCUGCAGUUAAUAAUACUGGUACAAGUCAAUUAUUAACAUUAUCUAAAGAAUUUACGUCUAUUUUUGUUAAUAAUAAUAUUAUUGUGUAG
Molecule: messenger RNA, 399 nt
Organism: Rotaria sp. Silwood1
Lineage: Eukaryota; Metazoa; Rotifera; Eurotatoria; Philodinida; Philodinidae
Source: the annotation of a GenBank genome assembly